Molecule: messenger RNA, 1194 nt
Organism: Malassezia vespertilionis
Lineage: Eukaryota; Fungi; Basidiomycota; Malasseziomycetes; Malasseziales; Malasseziaceae
Exons: 1
Coding region: 1-1194 (397 amino acids)
Molecular function (GO): oxidoreductase activity, acting on the CH-OH group of donors, NAD or NADP as acceptor
Source: RefSeq, a predicted model, not a curated record
AUGUCCAUCCCCAGGCGUUUUGAUCUCGAUCUUGUGGUGAACACGUUUCAUGCACUGUUCGCACUCCCCUCCCUUGUUAUCCUUCCGGCGGCGGCGCUCUUCCUUGCGAACCGCGGUCAGCCGUUCGAUGCGAUGCUUCAGCAGGCGUCGAAGGUCUGCACCUGGCACGAGCUUGUGUGCGUGAAGCACAAGUGGAUUAGCUGGGUGAUGAUCUUUAUCGUGAUCAAAGCAAUUGGCCGCUACCUGGGCCGCCGUGCCGAGAACAACGGCGUGAUGGAGCGUGACCCGCCGAACUGGAGCAAGGAGGUGAUUGCCAUCACCGGUGGUGCUACUGGCAUUGGCCAAUCGACCGUUGAGCUGCUCUCGAAGAAGUACAAGGCCCGCAUCGCCGUCCUCGAUGUCGCCGACCCGCAGUAUGAGAAGGCUGCGCCGGAUGCACCUCCCAUCCUCUGGAUUCACACCGACGUGACCAAGCCGGAGGCGAUUGCUGCCGCCCACGAGAAGAUCAAGGAAGUGUUUGGCACCUCCCCCUCGGUCGUGAUCGGCUGUGCUGGUAUUGCUGUUGGUGGUCCGAUUCUUACGACUUCGUCUGCCCUUGUCCAGAAGACGUUUGACAUCAACGCACUCCAGCACGUCCGCCUUGCCAAGGAAUUUGUGCCGUUCAUGGCCAAGAACAACCACGGCCAUUACAUCACUGUCGCUAGCUCUGCUUCCUUCUACACCCCGCCCCUGCUCUCUGCCUACUGCAUGUCGAAGGGAGCUGCGCUCGCCUUCCACGAGGAGCUUCGCGUCGAGCUUCGCGUUGCGUACAACGCCCCCCGCGUCCGUACUUCGGUCGUCACUCCGACAAAGGUGCGCACCCUCCUUGGCCACGCCAUGAACGAUGCUGAGAACUCGUUCGUGGACCCUACUCUGGAGCCGAUCGAGGUCGCUUCCGCAAUUGUCAACGCCAUUGCCGAGGGCCGCUCGCACACGAUCUCGCAACCCGUGAUUACCAAGCUGCUGCCGUUUGUGCGUGCGAUGCCCGAGUGGUUCCGCACGAUUGUGGCCAAGCUUGGUGAGACGGACUCGUCGCUCACCACCGACUCGAUCCGUGCCGCCAUCAAGGCUGGCUACGGCAAGAACCUCGGUGCCGAGAACUAUGAAAGCGUUCUCCAGGGCCUGGACCCCUCGUACACGUCCAAGACUGCUUAG